Hyaloperonospora brassicae is the source of this 951-nucleotide messenger RNA. Lineage: Eukaryota; Oomycota; Peronosporomycetes; Peronosporales; Peronosporaceae. The record is from the annotation of a GenBank genome assembly.
AUGGACGCAAAGCAAACGGCACUCAAGAUCAAGUACAAGGGCGAGCUGCAUCGUCUGCGCGUGGACCUCACGUCGUUUUCGCUCGAGGCGCUGACGGCGCUGUUCGCCGAGACGUUCAACUUGGCGCCUGGCAGCUUUGUCGUGCAGUACACGGACGCCGAGGGCGACUGUCUGAAUGUGACGUCGCAAGCCGAGUACGAGGAGGCGUGUCGCGUGCUGUCGAUGGACGGAGCGAGUGCGACGUCGGUGCGCUUUGAGGCGGUGAGUCGCGCGGCUGUGGCGUUCCAGGAGAACGUAGCGGCCCCGAUCCUCAAGGCCAUUGAGAAGCUGGUGGAGACGCUGAAUGUGGCCAUGGACAAGGUGAAGCACGAGGAGUGGGCCGACAAGGCGCAGCAGACGGCGCAGACGGGGCUGGACCAGACGAACGAGGCGCUCAAGGCCGUGGUGCACGACGCGCGCGAGACGCUGCACGCGGCGCGCCUGAGCCUUCAGGAGAUCCCGUUUGACCAGCUGAUGAAGGAGACGACGGACGGCCUCAAGUGCGCGGCCGAGGGCAUUGGUGAGUUUGCGAAGGAGGUGGUGGACGAGUUGAAGAAUAUGAAGGUGGCGCCGGCCCAGGCGGAAGUGGCUCCCGUCCCGGAGGCACCUCAGCCGACGGCCGAGACUGUGGCCGUGGAGUCGGUGGACGCCCCUGCAGCUGUGGCGAGCGACAGCGAGUGGGAGCAGGUGACGGAGCAGGACCAGACGUCGGUUGCCGUGGAAGAGAUCCCGGUCGUUGUUGAGCCGCCAGUGACUACUGCGCCAACGGAGGACGAGAUCAAGUGGUCGGAGGAGCUGUUUAUGGUGCGCAACAUCUUUCCUGGCGUGGAGACGAGCGCCGUUGUCAGCCGUCUGGAGCAGUGCAACGGCAACGUGCUGGUGGUGCUGAACGCGUUGAUGGAGGAGAUGUAG